GCAAAAGAAAGUGCCUUGUGAAACGGACUGUGGAAGACUUCUAGUCUGAAUCCAACCAACAGCUAUUACAAAUUUAAAAGAAGCAAAAAUCAGUAUUAUUUACAUAACAAAUAAACAUUUAUGGUUUAAUAAACCACUAAAGCAUUUGAACACAAAAUGACAGUAUACUAUCUUGAAUUCUAUAAUUUAAUACUAAUGCAAAACGAUUGUAAGCAAAUAACCAGAACCAGGUAAAAUAUUUGCGAUGUAUCUUGUCCACAAAGCAACAAUACAUCCAUUAGUGGAUGUCAUCGUGCGUGCAAAAAACAAAAGACGACUCGAAGAGAUAAAAUAGCUCACGCACCCGAAUCGCCGCAUACCAGUUGCUUGCCAACCCUCCUCCAAGAUGGUUGUCCUCAUCAUAAUCUUACUACCCUACUUUACCCUCGCGGAACACUCAGGAGCCUACUCCUCACCGCAGUACGCGAAGAAGAUGUUUCCGAAGCAUUACGACGCUGUCUUACCGAAGGAGAGCCCAGCGCUGUUCAAAAGUGAAACAAUUGACAGAUUUGACAAUGACUUUAAUGAAACAUAUCGAGCGUCUUUUUUGAAUUCAGCGGGGAGUUUCUUGAGCGGGGCUGGGGGGCAGGUCGUUUCUAGCCUGGCGAAGGAUUUCAUAGCGCGAUCAACAGGCACCAGUCAGGUUGGUUUUGACUGCAUUACGCAGGUACUUAGUUUGAACCUCACCAACCUGGUUAUUCUGAUUGUGCUUAAAGCCUUAGUACUUGCUGCGGGCUUCUUUGGAGCCGGCGCUUGGAAGGGUCACCACUACGCAAGAAGUUUUGAAGAUAAUAAAAACGCAUCCUAUAUCACAGAAGAUGAAAUUCUUCUGUACCUAAGUUACCUUGUUGGACAACAAUCACAAGACUACGGCUGUUUAUACCGUCUCUCUUGCCAACGGCCGGAACAGGCUGCCAUCUAUGCGUCGGGAGCUGAACUUUUGUUGCAGGGAACCAAACUCAUACAAGGGAACAGCAUUGAUUUGGAACCAUACGAAGACGUAUCCAGAGAUAUUCAACAGGCAGCCGCAUUAGGCCAACAAGGAGUUUCCUGUGACAGAUACCAGUGUACUUAGGUCCUCACUAGGUUCCAUAGGAUCACGGCCCUGAAAAAAUAUGAAAAUUAAUUCCACUCCAUUGUAAUUAAAUGCGUUCUAUUUAAAACUUAUUGUUACGAGUUUAGUACUAAUUAAAUACUUUUAAUUUA
This is a messenger RNA of Pieris napi, 1245 nucleotides long. RefSeq lists its product as uncharacterized. The coding region runs from base 386 to 1114 and encodes 242 amino acids. The record is from RefSeq and is a predicted model, not a curated record. Lineage: Eukaryota; Metazoa; Arthropoda; Insecta; Lepidoptera; Pieridae. The transcript has 4 exons.